Molecule: messenger RNA, 1222 nt
Organism: Durio zibethinus
Lineage: Eukaryota; Viridiplantae; Streptophyta; Magnoliopsida; Malvales; Malvaceae
Source: RefSeq, a predicted model, not a curated record
ACUCAAAUAACCAACCAAAAUUUCAACUUUUUUUUUUCAAUUUUUAAAGGACACCCUAACCAACCACUGUAUCCUCUUCUCUUCUUAGCCUCUCUCCCUUGUCCCAUAAAAUCCCCUUUUCUAAACCUUUACCCAUUUCUUUCCCUUUCAUAGCAGCCUCAAAGAACCAUGAAGCUCAAAAACAAAGGUAAGGUAUACCCAUCUCCUUCUUCUUCAUCUUCUUCUUAUUCUUCUUCUGGGGAAGACUACCUUUCCAUUUUGAAACUUCUACCAGCUGCCAUUUUGGCUCUUGCUUCAGUCCUUUCUCUCGAGGAUCGAGAAGUUUUAGCUUACAUGAUAACCAGGUCCCUCAAAACCACCACCACCAACUCUUCUUUAAUCUCUCAAGAUUAUUCUUCCAAGAAAAGAUCUUCCAAGAAGCCACCAUCAACCUCCGCCAAUCUGACCCAAAAGAGUGGCGCUGCCUCCCAUAAGCCACCCGUUUUCGAUUGCGAAUGUUUUGAUUGUUACACGAGUUAUUGGUUUCGCUGGGACUCUUCUCUAAACCGUGAGCUUAUCCAUCAAGUUAUUGAAGCUUUUGAAGAUCAUUUAACCAACGGGGAAGCCAAGAAACCUUCGAAGAAAAAAAGCCGGCCCCAAAGAAGGGAUGGUAGCGGCAAAACGGCCACUCAGGUCCCCGAUACUCCGGUUGUUGACGUUCUGCGUCAGCCCGACUAUGAAGCUCCUGUCUUGGAGAGUUCCACCGAGGAAGCCCCGGUUUUUACUGAUGACGUCAUUUCAACGGGUAACGAUGUUAACGAAGAGGUAGCUGAAGUGGCAGAAGUGACCGAAGAGCUUCCCGUAGCGGAGGAUACUGAUGAGGAAGUACGGACAGCGGCAGCGGCGGCGGCGGCGGCGGCGACGACAACAAGUAACCACAAGGGUUUGGCUAGGAAGGUGUUACCGGACGUGUUAGGAUUAUUCAAUUCUCGUUUAUGGGGUCUUUGGAAUCCAAAUGUGUAAUUUUUAGUUGUUCUUCCCUUUUGGGGAAUUUUUCUAGACUUUAAAAAUGAGAAAAAUUAUAUUAUUAAAAUUUUUUUUCGGUGGUGUCAGGUAUACAUCGGUGCCCGAAUCCCUUCCUUUAAUGGCAUUUCUUUUCUUUUUAUUUGUAUUUCUACUGUGCCGGCGACAAGUCAUUUUCCAGGUAAGAAAAAAAAUUGUUUAUAAUUUGCUUCUCUUUUCA